AUGUUGACACUAAAGGGCGUGUUCCAAUAUGGAAGACAAAAUUACGUUAGAUGUCUUAUAAGCGUAUCAAACUUACUGGUACGAAUUGCUCGUGUUAUUGUGGAAGAACAGCGAACAAUGCUGUUUCGUCUUCUACUUGCAACAGCUGUGGUCAUUAAAGCCGCCAUAGUGCAUCCGGAUACUCCAAAUUACCUAUCGAGGAAGCUUCGUGACCUUCGAAUGUCAUUGACGGAUCGAGUUGGAGAGUUCCUUGCCGCUUAUCCCCAACGGAUGUUCUCUGCCAUGGAACUGCAAGGUGUUCUAUCGUACAUGAUCCAGCCGUAUCUUGUUGAUGCGAAGAAUAACCGAGAUGAGCCAAUCGUUGUCGCACCCAUGUCCAUAAUCAAAAUGCUAGCUUCAGUAUGCGCUUAUCCGUCGCACUACCAUUUGUUAGCACUUCGCUUCGCGUGGAAUGAACGACGUGGAACCUUGAUAGAGUUACUCGUAUCGCCGCUCUCCUGGGCAGGAUUAACCCCGCAUAUGUUGAAUACCAUCCGAAAAGCCCUUCUAAAUCUUCUCACCUUGGCAGAUGAACAGCUAAAUUAUACUGACUUGGAUUACGAAAACAUUCCUUUGGAAAAAAGCAGAAAUUAUGGUACUUCACUCGUUGUUGCACACAUCCAACCAAUAAUCCAAUUCCUUGCGGAUGCUGUAAACUCUUCUGAGAUGAAAUUCAGUCAGAGCAAUUUGGACUUAUUGAGCAAACUUUCAAUCUACACCCCUGAUGGAGACCUCGCUCGCAACAUGGCAUCCACUAUCUUGGGACACCUGGAAAGAAAGUUACCAAGAGAAGCAACUUUGAAGAAAUUGCUGGAUGUUCUUGGAAGUUUGAUGAGAACCGUAAAGGGAUCGAAGGAAUUCUUGAGACGCGUUGGUCCUUUAUUCUCCAAGGUAGAGGGUCGCACGUGUCGCGAGCCAUUAGUACGGAUAGUGGAAGGACUGCAGGCGAAUCCAGAGGUCAGCGACGAUAUCAAAGAUCUGCUGGGAUUAGUGUCUGAUCUUGAAAGCUGGGAUCGAAGUCGUGUGGAUGAGCCGGACCAGGAUCGACGUCAUGCUGCUUACGCUAGGCUAAACGAUGUAUGGCGUGCUGAAAAGAUCGUCAGUUUGGACGUUUUGCGGAUAUUCGUGCACGCUCAUUUCCACACUUAUAGCACUGUCAACGAUAUAUCGUUGCGUACAUCGUCGGCAGCGAAUCUACGCUAUCUAAUAGUAUACUUUGCGAGAAGCGCUUAUGAGGAAAAGGAGAAAACGCUUCUCCUCAAUUCGGACCUCAUUCAUGUUGUAUCCCUUGGGCUGCGGUCUCAGAAAGAUAUAGUGCGAGAAGAAUCCGUAAAAUGUCUCGUUUCACUAAUUGAUGGAUUCAUUGAGCAUAACCAUUUGAAACAAUUGGCUCAAUUGCGAAAUACAGAAGAGGAUUUGGAUUUUUUCACCAAUAUCAUUCAUAUUCAGUAUCACCGACGCCAACGCGCUGUACAUCGCCUUGUUGAACAAUUAAGCGAUGGAAAGGUAACUAUUUCCUUCGAAGUUCUCAAUAAGUAUCUUAUUCCGAUAGUUAUUCCAUAUCUUACCAACACCGAUAGCAAGCUAUCUGCGUUGUCUGACGAAUGCCUUCGUCUUCUCAAAUACACGAUGGAAACGGCCUCUUGGUCAAAAUAUUUGUCCUGCUUGGAAUCGUGGUUAAAGCAUUUGAGCCAACAAGAGGAUAAUCAGAAAGCUAUCGUUAGAAUUAUCGUUGCUGUUGUGGACGCAUUCCAUUUUGAAGUCGCGGAUGGUGAUGAAACUGUUAAUGAGGAAAGAAGCAACGAUUUACGUAUAUCUGUACGCGACAAGCUGAACAAGGAAAUAUUGCCAAGGCUUACGAAAUGCAUCAAUGGAAAAUCUGCUGAGUUAGGUGUCCAUCGAAAAGCUCGUACAGCCACCACUAAACAAUAUAAUGAAGAUGACGAUAUACAACGCGCUCCGGUUGCUCUGGCCACCGUGAAAUUACUGCAGAAGGUCCCGGAUAGUAUUCGUUCGCAGUAUUUGCAUGGAGUAGUAUUGAAGCUGUGUUCUCUCAUGAUCUCUCGUUCAAUGAACGUUCGGGAGACAGCUCGGAAGGUCACUGUUCAAGUUUGUGAGUGUCUUGGUCCACGAUAUCUGUCGGUUAUCAUCAAAGAAAUGAAGCUUAUUAUGAACAAAGGUUUCCAGGUACACGUUAUGAUUUAUACAGCUCACACUUUACUGGCAGCAAUGCGUGAUGUUCUCAAGCCUGGCGAUAUGGACGCUUGUCUUGACGACAUUCUGGAUAUUAUUGUCCAAGAGCAAUUCACAGCCGUAGCGGAAGAGAAAGAGGUCGGAGAAAUAAAGGCAGAAGUUAGUGAAGCAAAGAAGAAUCCAACUCCAGGAACGUUAUUAUUGUUAGGACGAUUUGUUUCUCCUUCAGCUGUAGGAUUUUUCCUGAACCGUUUCAUGACUAUUGUUGACUCCUUGACUUCCGCAAAAAUGAUCUCACGUGCAAGAAAUCUGCUUUCAAUGUUUGCCAGCGGUCUGAAGGACAAUCAAGGUUUCGCACCAACCUCACAGCUAAUUCUCAUCCAUCAAAUGCUUAUGUCCAACAUCGAGAAAAUGAAAAGUGUCUCUGGAUCUGAGAAGGAAUCAAGCGAUUUCCCUGCAGAGGAACACAAAAGUUGCUUGCUUUUACCACCGGAGCCGAAACGUAUUGGAGUGCUUGUGAAACCUGUGCUAAAAAGUCGAUCUCACAUAUUUCUAGAAUUUGCCCUGCAGUUGUUAAGCGCUCUGAUAGCCGGUAAACAUUUUGAUCGGAAUGACUCGGAUCAUAUUCAACGAUUGGAUCCCUUCGUUCCGCUAAUCACACAAUGUCUUGAGUUCAAGUAUGAGAAGGUCAUUUCAAAUGCUCUUCGUUGCUUGAAUGGAAUGCUUCAUAUUUCACUGCCUUCAGUUCAGAAUUCAUUAAAAGCAAUAUCAGAGAGACUGUUUUUAUUGUUGUCGGAAUAUUCUGUUCUUGGUAGUGCGGCCAAUAAAGAAUCUGUACUAGCUUUGAAUCAGCUACUCUGCAAAUCGUUUACUCAACUCAUUAUCACGUCAAAGACACCAUUUCUAACUGAGAAACACAUUUCUUUACUGCUGAGCUAUGUGGAAAUUGAUGUGUUGGAUCCUAACAGACAGGCUACUGCAUUUGCCCUCAUUAAAGCACUUGUACGGAACAAAGUUGAACAUUGUCAGAUCGUUGAAGUCAUGAAAAAGCUACGAGAAUUAUCCAUAACUUCCACUUUUCCACAUAUUAGGACUCAAUGUAGAGAGGUGCUUGCUGAGUUUAUUGGGAACCAUCCAUGUUCUGAUGAUCCACAGAAAAGUAUCGAAUGGUUUAUAGCUCAACUAGCUUAUGAACUUGAAGAUGGUCGUCUAAGCGCUGCAGAUAUGUUGAAUGCUCUGUUCUCACGACUUCAACCUGCGAUACUUAAUACCUCAUGUUUCUUCAAUGUUUCUAAAAUGGGCACGAUGUUAUUCAAUGAGGAAAGCGUGAAGUGUAGGCGAUUCAUCGCCGCAGCUCUGAACAAAUUGCUGUCGUCUGUGAGCGACUCAGCCCGUGCUGAUGUGUUUUCCGCUUGUUCGGAUUGGCUUGAGCUGCAAGGAGAAGAACAAGAAGGUGCACGUUCCAUUGCAAUGGAUCUAUUAGCCCAAAUCAGCAAAAUCGAAGGUGACGGGUUUGCUUCCCGUUUCAGGACCGUACUUCCUUCGCUGCGGGAAAUCAUGAAAUCAGAAUCUUUGUGGUCCGAUAACAGUGAACGCACAAUCUCCGGUAUUUGCUAUGGAAUAGCAUCUAUACUGCAAAAUAUUGGUGAAUCGGCACGAGACCUGCUCGUUGCGGAGGAUUUUUGUGUUCUUUUUGAUUCCUUAGAACCUCUGAUGAAAUGCGUCGGUUCCUCCGCUAUUCGCUUGUCUGCUUCGUGUCUCAUAGGACAAUGCCUUAGUAUCUACGAUCCAGAAUUUGUCACUGCUGAACGAUCAUCUCGAUUGAUCACGUGGAGCUGCUGGCAGCUACGUGAUAAACUGUUAACCGAAGAUGUUUCGCUUCAGGCCUCAAAAAUUCUAAUGGUUAUCUCACGUCAUCUAAUUGGAGAGGAGUUCACAUCAUUUGUGGAGAAAUUGGCAGGUAUUUGCCGAUUUGAGAUUUCUCACCAGCCGAAUGCAUCGUUGAAGCGCACAACCUGUUUGAAAAUGGCUGCUGCUUUGGUUCUUCAUGAGGAGGAUUGGUUCAAGGUGGACACAACUGUUGAACACUUCCUUCCUCUGCUAGUUCGUGAAAUGAACAGGAAGUCGUCAAAAGACACGGAAGAGUUGUAUUCGAUAUCUGUGGAAGUUGGCGAAGUAUUCAAGAAGAAACUGGGAGAACAAAUAUACGCUGCAAAACUCGCAGAGUGCCAGAAAUUUGCCAUUCUAAAAACAGAAGAGCGGAAACGAAAAGCUAAGGAAUUGGCGUUGACGAACCCCGAAGAGGCAGCUCUAUUGAAGAGGAAGAAGAAUGCGAAGAAGGCAGUGUCAAGGAAACGGAAGAUUGAUGCGUUGAAGCCGUACCGUGUUUUGAAUCGAGUCCAUGCCGAAAGUAUUCGAGCUCAACGUAAUGACGAUGAUUAG
This is a messenger RNA of Necator americanus (New World hookworm), 4674 nucleotides long. RefSeq lists its product as uncharacterized. Lineage: Eukaryota; Metazoa; Nematoda; Chromadorea; Rhabditida; Ancylostomatidae. The transcript has 35 exons. Gene Ontology annotation, cellular component: nucleolus; 90S preribosome; small-subunit processome. The record is from RefSeq and is a predicted model, not a curated record. Bases 1 to 4674 code for a protein of 1557 amino acids.